Messenger RNA from Aspergillus neoniger CBS 115656, 1206 nucleotides. Its product is annotated as A4/G1 family peptidase. The transcript has a single exon. The record is from RefSeq and is a predicted model, not a curated record. Gene Ontology annotation, biological process: proteolysis. The coding region runs from base 112 to 1023 and encodes 303 amino acids. Gene Ontology annotation, molecular function: glutamic-type endopeptidase activity. NCBI's taxonomy places the organism in Eukaryota, Fungi, Ascomycota, Eurotiomycetes, Eurotiales, Aspergillaceae.
CGCAAGUCUCUCAAGCAUCGCCUGGUUCGAUCACCUCACUCUUCCACCACCGACCUUGUCAAUAAGUUAGCUCUUCAUCUUUUCGAAGAAACCAACCCUCCAAACGUCAAAAUGAAGUUCUCUGCUAUCCUUACCGGCUCCCUCUUCGCCACUGCCGCUCUGGCUGCUCCUCUCACUGAGAAGCGCCGUGCUCGCAAGGAGGCCCGCGCCGCUGCCAAGCGCCACAGCAACCCUCCCUACAUCCCCGGUUCCGACAAGGAGAUCCUCAAGCUGAACGGCACCUCUAACGAGGAGUACAGCUCCAACUGGGCUGGUGCCGUUCUGAUCGGCGAUGACUACACCAAGGUCACUGGCGAGUUCACUGUCCCCAGUGUCUCUGCUGGCUCUAGCGGCUACGGUGGUGGCUACGGUGGUGGCUACGGUGGUGGCUACGGUGGUGGCUACGGUGGUGGCUACGGUGGUGGCUACGGUGGUGGCUACGGCUACUGGAAGAACAAGAGACAGUCCGAGGAGUACUGUGCCUCCGCUUGGGUUGGUAUCGACGGUGACACUUGCGAGACCGCUAUUCUCCAGACUGGUGUCGACUUCUGCUACGAGGAUGGCCAGACUUCCUACGAGGCCUGGUACGAGUGGUACCCCGACUACGCCUACGACUUUGACAGCCUCUCCAUCUCCGAGGGUGACCAGAUCAAGGUCACUGUCGAGGCCACCAGCAAGAGCAGCGGUAGCGCCACCGUUGAGAACCUGACCACUGGUCAGUCCGUCAGCCACACCUUCAGCGGCAACGUCGAGGGUGACCUUUGCGAGACCAACGCCGAGUGGAUUGUUGAGGACUUCGAGUCUGGUGACUCCCUUGUUGCUUUCGCUGACUUCGGCUCCGUUACCUUCACCAACGCUGAGGCCACCAGCGACGGCUCCACUGUCGGUCCCUCUGACGCCACCAUCAUGGACAUCGAGCAGGACGGCACCGUCCUCACCGAGACCUCCGUCUCUGGCGACAGCGUCACUGUCAAGUACGUCUAAAAACAUCUCUAGCAUGAGAUAUCGGUCGCUUCAAUAUCUUUGUCUCGACGACAAACCCUGGGGAUGAAUGAAAAAUGAGUGAUGAGCUAUCCGGAUUGAUCUUAUCUUGUUGAGUUGUUAAUUCGGCUUCUAUUGAUGAUUUUGAGUGAUUGUACCUACUUUGAGUGGAAGAAAUAAAUGCGC